AUGAAGAAGGAUCAGAUGGCACUUGCUGCCAUCUAUCAAGGCAUCCCUAAGGAGAUGUUGUGGGCAGAAUCUGAGAAGGAAAUUUCCAAGGAGGCAUGGGAGUGCAUCAAGGUGAUCUACCAAGGUGCCAAACGCGUCAAGGAUUCUCGUGUUCAAACCCUUAGAGAAGAGUUGGAUGGCUUGCGGAUGAAGAGCAUAGAGUUGGUCGACAACUUCGCAAUGAAGGUGAAUUCCAUCGUCAUCAUGAUUCGUGGGCUCGGCGACAAGAUGGAGGACUUGCAUGUGAUAAGGAAGAUCCUUAGAGCCACACCGAACAAGUUCUUGCAGAUUGUCGCUUCAAUCAAGCAAUUUAGUGACCUCGAGACCAUGACAGUCGAGGAGGUCUUCGGCAGGCUCUGGGCAUACGAAGAAAGGUUGUGUGGCAACAACGACGACAUUGACAUCAAUGUUAAGCAUGUGUUGCUCACCAAAGCCCAAUGGAGAGCUAAGGAGAAGGAUGAAGAUGAGCAUCUAUUGCUCACCCAAGAACAAUGGAGGGCUAAGGAGCAGAAGGAUGGUGGUGAAGGCUCCUCCAAUAGUGGUGGACGAGGCAGUAAGAAUCAGAAAGUCGACAAGGCUAAAGUGAGGUGCUACAAAUGCAAUGAUUUUGGGCACUACCAGUGGGAACGCGAGAACUCGAACAAAUAG
This is a messenger RNA of Phragmites australis (common reed), 687 nucleotides long. RefSeq lists its product as uncharacterized. The transcript has a single exon. NCBI's taxonomy places the organism in Eukaryota, Viridiplantae, Streptophyta, Magnoliopsida, Poales, Poaceae. Bases 1 to 687 code for a protein of 228 amino acids. The record is from RefSeq and is a predicted model, not a curated record.